AUGUUGCCUACUUACAAGUGCCCCACCAUUCCAACCAUCCAGGAGCCGCCAAGUGAACAACCGCCCCUGGCAGACCUCGACCAUGUGCUCGAUGUCGCGACAGACCAGGCCAAUGAGCCACCACCGCGCGUCACCACCGCCAGCACCACCACCACGCGGCUGACCUCGACGAAGCGCGAUCAUCUAGGUCGCAGCAGCUAUUACCGCUCCGCCUCCCCUCAGCUGCACCACUUUCUCAAGGCCAACAACAGCCCAGCCGCCGAGAAUGAACUCAGCAGGGCCAGCCACGGCCGUGGCUCGCCGUCGAGCCGGCGCCGAUAUUCCGCUGCGGACCUCGCUCUUCUGAAGAGCAGCUCAAUUCGAGCCAACACGAGCCUUCCCCUUGAUUGUGAGGGUUGGGGCUUGAAGCACCUCUCGCCUUCGAGUGCAGCAAACCAAGCCAGGAUUCCGUCGAUUCCUGCAUUGCCUCGGUCUGCUGCCUCGCAUCGGCGUGCUUCUUUGUCGACAAUUCCCCAUUCAAACGACAAGGACGACAAGGAAGAUAGAAUCGAUUUGGGCAGAGAGGAGAGUAUUGGCUCUGGCCAUGAUGUGGCCUCAAUUCCGCCAGCAGGAGAGGACUGGCCUCGGGGGAGAGAAACAGAGAACACGGCGGCGGAGGGUAUCAGCUCUGAUACUAUGCUGCCACCGUCGUUAGACCUGUUGAAGGCACUGAUGACCACAUCGUCGUCCUCACCUACAGCAAAGAGCAACUCUUCUUCUCGCUCUUCCACCUCAUCCUCAAGCAGGCGACAUAGCGUUGCCUCGUCCGAGAAAACAACAGACACAGAUCUGAGCCUCGGCGAGGACCACGUGGGCGCUGUGGGUGGCGACGAGACACCCAUCGCACCAGCAGCCACCCAACCUCCCGAGCGUCUCAGGGCACCGCUGGACAAACAUCACAGCCACAGUCCUGAACGAGAUCGCUACUAUGGAACUCCAGAGAUGCCUCGAGGCUCGGCAAAGCUACCACACAUCUCGGCCCAAAACCUGACUCCACGAGUGCCGAACCAGACGCAUCCCAAACACCUGCCUCGUGCUGAGAAGCUGCCACUCUCAGGCUACGAGCUGCUCGCCUCUACCAUCUCUUCAUCCUCCUCCUCCGCCGCGAAUCAGCGCUGCCGGGCGAGUGCUUAUCCCACCAGCGCAUCCUUCGGUCCGCCCCACAAGCAUGGCUCGAGGCGCAACAGUACGGCGAGUUUCGUCAGCGUCUUUCCAAGUGGUGGGACCGACGAGCAGGACCACGUGGCGAUCAAGCCCAUCUAUCGCAGGUUCGAGGCGCUCAAUCAUAGACUUCUCCUGCACCUGCAGGACGAACUGGGUGAGUUGGAAGAGCAGCUGCACCGGCUCGACACUACAGACACGCAAACGCGGCGGGUGCAGAACCAUAUCCUGCCGGCUAGCCGGAGGGCCGAGUUCCUGGCUGGUGGAGAGCUGCAGUGGCACAAGACGGAUAUUUUGGACAAGAUCGCCUUCAAGCUGGGGCAGUACAACCACGUCCUUACAUCCUUCACGGCGACGCGCGAUCUGCCUGCGCCCUCGCCCUCCGACAUCGACGACUAUCAGACUUACCUCGCCACACGCCAGCCCAUCUCCGAGGACGAGACGCGCUUCCUCGACUCAGCCGAGGACCUUGUUACCCUCGCCGCUAGCGAGGAGUGCUCACCUAUCAGCAGUAAUGGCUCUCCGCAUUCCUCUAUGCACCACGAGACGAGACCUGCAGCCCAGGAGUACCUCCAGUCUUUACAUCACAACACCACUAGUGAGGAGCCCACCGUUACGCCGAUACCCGGCACAAUGCACGGCAACUCAUGGCUUGUCCGCCACAACCGCCUCUCGAUAGGAAGCCGAAGCUCCUCCGGUAUCGACAGCGCGACAUCGAUCAGCCCGAGGUCCACCACCAGGCCGCAACCUCUGGAGCCAUUGAUCGCAUCCCAUCCGUCCGUCCUCUCGACCCAGCAGUUGAUGACCUCUGCUUCGCUCCCGCCGCAGCACCAUCGAGGGGUGAGCCGUGGUGUCAUGCAGGUUGACCCUAGUACGCUGACAACGGAGACAAGGAAGACGCCAGAGCCUGUUGUUCCUUCUCAAACGACAUCUGAUGCGGCGUUGACAAUGGCCGGCGCGGUACUGUUGCCCAUGUUGGGGUUCACAGUCAUUCCUGGCUUCGUCGGUCGCAUGGCUGUUGUCUUGCUUGUCGGCUUGUGGGCUUUCAACUCGAUGGCUGUGCUUGGUGUAUGGCGGGCUUUUGCUAGCCGUCAGGAUAUCGCUCGGGAUGUUGGUGCUUAUGUCGCUGUGAUGGCUGUUGUUGCUGGAUGUAUGGGCUGA
This is a messenger RNA of Cryphonectria parasitica EP155, 2361 nucleotides long. RefSeq lists its product as uncharacterized. Bases 1 to 2361 code for a protein of 786 amino acids. NCBI's taxonomy places the organism in Eukaryota, Fungi, Ascomycota, Sordariomycetes, Diaporthales, Cryphonectriaceae. The transcript has 2 exons. The record is from RefSeq and is a predicted model, not a curated record.